GUUUAAAACUUGAAAAAAAGGUUGCCAAACUGUGGGGUGGCAUGUUGCCAAUUCAAUCGAAUACCACUGAAAAUUCUGCUUAAAUGCGCCUAAAUCUGAUCGCACUCAAACGAAAUGCUAACUUGAUUGACAAGUAUGGCGAGGAUGAAUUUCGAGGAUUGAUUAAUAUUAAUAAAAAAUCAUCCAAUUUCAAAGACUUCCUUCACGGCAUCGUUCGGCACAAAACCAGAGGCAUCCUUCUCUCACUAUACAUGAGACCAACAUUGAUGCAGGCUCCGUUCCAACAUGCUAUUGACAAUGCUACCCAGCAGGGUAUGCAGACGACAUUGAAAAAACUCUCAGAUCUCGAGUCAGAAAUCCCUCUGAUAAAAUCCUCGAUGGGGAACUUUCUCUCAAAAGUAGUAAUAUUCGAGCUUUUGGCCUUGUCGAAUCUUGGAGAGAUGCUGGUCGGAGGCUACCAUUUUUUGUCUCUUCCAGUUGACCCUUCAACAAAGGUCAAAGGUCAUGUGUGAAGAUUGGAUCACUCAUGCGUUUGAAGAAAGUAAAAUCAACAUGAUCAAAAUGAUUCCAGAAGCAUCUCAGACCAUAUCUGCAAUGAUUACAAUCCUAGAAGGAAAACAACUGCAAUUCCUGUUCCCAUUGGUCAAUAUUGAAUCCAAACUGUCCAAUCAGAUUGCAGAGAACCCAAACCCCUCCUCUAUCUACAAAUAAAAAUGUGACCUCUGACCUCUACACUGACCCUGGG
Messenger RNA from Styela clava, 745 nucleotides. The record is from RefSeq and is a predicted model, not a curated record. NCBI's taxonomy places the organism in Eukaryota, Metazoa, Chordata, Ascidiacea, Stolidobranchia, Styelidae.